UUACAUCUUAGUGUUGUGCUGUUUGAAGAACCGCUGCUUCUGCUUCUACUGAGCAGUGCUCUCAAAAGAAGCGCUGUAUCGAAAUCCUUUGCAAGGGAAUCGGUCGAGCUCCUCUGCUUGCGGAAGUGCAGAUGUGUUGGAGGCAUUGGGCAUCAAUAUCGAUCUGGGCCCUGAGGAAGUGAAAAGGUGUGUGAACGAGGCAAACAUUGGAUUCAUGAUGGCUCCAAACUAUCACCCUGCAAUGAAAAUCGUUAGUCCCGUGAGAAAAAAGCUUAAAGUAAAGACAGUGUUUAAUAUACUUGGCCCAAUGCUCAAUCCAGCGCACGUCCCUUUUGCUGUUGUUGGUGUUUAUAAUGAAGACAUUGUUAUGAAAAUGGCCAAAGCAUUGCAAAGAUUUGGAACAAAAAGAGCAUUAGUCGUUCAUUCAAAGGGACUGGAUGAGAUCAGCCCGCUUGGACCUGGAUAUUUCCUGGAUGUUACUCCUGAAAAGAUUGAGAGAUUGCACUUUGAUCCAUUGGACUUUGGUAUCCCUCGGUGCGCUCUAGAAAGUCUGAAAGGGGGAGGUCCUGAGUUCAAUGCAAAAGUACUUAGGGAUGUCCUCUCUGGUGAGAAGGGGCCAAUUGCAGAUGCUUUUGUUUUAAAUACAGCUGCUGCUCUGCUUGUGAGUGGUCAUGUGAGCAGUUUAGCUGAAGGUGUGGCGCUUGCGCAAGAAACACAACAAUCUGGAAAAGCCAUAGGGACGCUACAAUCUUGGACGGAGCUCUCGAAUGUAAGUACACUAUACAUCUCAAGUUGCCUCUUCCUGAUUUGUCGAGUUUUAAAGAGUCUCACAACCUGUGCUCUCGCAUGUGAAUAUUGCUUGUGAAUAUGGGAUGCAGAGACUCAAAGAAUAAGGGACUCCAUGAGAUUAGUGUCAGAUAAGAAGAUUCGGAAGCCACGAUAUAACGGUAUCAGGAACUGGUUGUCCAGCAUGAGGCCCUGUUGUCUCUUUGAUCUAAUUUCUUUCUUUGAUCCGAGUCUCGUGAAACAUUUCUGCACAGCUGCAAAAGAGCUCUGUAAAAUGCCCGCCCAAAUGUUUUUUACUGGUUAUAUUCUGGACGGUCCACCCGAGUUGAAAUCUGUACAUGUGUUUUAAACUGUUGUUACUCUGAGACUUCCUCUCCAUCCGUCCGCUGUCAUGUUAUUGAACUGUAGAGCGGUCCGCUGUCAUGUUAGUGAACUGUAGAGUGGUCGGCAACGUAAAGGUUUAAUAUGUUAAUACAAUUUCCUCGCUCGUUUUAA
Messenger RNA from Ananas comosus (pineapple), 1281 nucleotides. Its product is annotated as anthranilate phosphoribosyltransferase, chloroplastic-like. The transcript has 7 exons. NCBI's taxonomy places the organism in Eukaryota, Viridiplantae, Streptophyta, Magnoliopsida, Poales, Bromeliaceae. The record is from RefSeq and is a predicted model, not a curated record. Gene Ontology annotation, cellular component: cytosol. Gene Ontology annotation, biological process: L-tryptophan biosynthetic process. Bases 215 to 865 code for a protein of 216 amino acids. Gene Ontology annotation, molecular function: anthranilate phosphoribosyltransferase activity.